Messenger RNA from Cylicocyclus nassatus, 627 nucleotides. The record is from the annotation of a GenBank genome assembly. Lineage: Eukaryota; Metazoa; Nematoda; Chromadorea; Rhabditida; Strongylidae.
AUGGCGCGAUCGGUGGAUCGCAGCUGGUGUGUAGAGCGGUGCAAUGAACGUGGAAUCUGUUUUGAAGUUGCACCUGGCGGCUAUAGGUGCGUCUGCUAUGACCCGGAGGUGGAGUCGACGACUUGUGGAAGUGAAGCGGCAUCGACUAAGCCGGCCGCUGCAACUAUAACGCCUACGUGGGAGCUGAUGGCAGCUGCUCUCUUUGGUUUUAUUGUUUUGCUGGGCGUAUUGGUCGUGAUCUGCGGCCAUUGGAGGCGCCGUUGCCGCACGUGCCUCGACAGAGGACGAUUGAGUAUAUGGCUUCAAGCGGUUCAUGUGGAUGGUGCGAAGGCGACGCCCAUCCCGAACAGUAACGUUCGGACGUUCGAUGUCGACAAUAGGGAAGGGACCCUCAAAUCUAGGACGCCGGCUACGGCUUUGCCGCUGCUGUCCGUCUCGAUGACGAAUGGCAGUCCCAGCCUUGGUGCGACCAGGAUUGGAGCAGUGAACAAAUCCCAGGAAUUUGAUUUCUUUCUGAGCGAAUUCGCAUUUAGAAGCUUUGAGCUUCAUUCCGAUUUGUUCGAUUUUUGUGAGCACCUCAUCUAUAUCGUUGAUGUGUUCAUCGGGGGUUUCGGAGGUGAUUAUUAA